AUGAGCGACCAAACAGCAAUACCCAAAAAAGAAGACGGCAAGGCCCCGGUGACGGGAGACUAUGACCUCUCAACGCCCAUCGACCCCAACGCCGCGGGGUUGAGGCAGGGCCUGACGUCCUACGGCGACGCUCACUUCUCGCUCUUCCUGCGCAAGGUCUUCAUCAAGGCCCUCGGGUACAGCGAGGACGCGCUCUCCAGGCCCAUCAUCGGCAUCGUCAAUACCUACUCGAGCUUCAACCCGUGCCAUGCAAACGUCCCGCAGCUGAUUGAGGCCGUGAAGCGCGGCGUCCAGCUCAAUGGCGGACUGGCGAUUGACUUCCCAACAAUUAGUAUCCAUGAGAGCUUUGCGUCGCCGACGAGCAUGUAUCUGCGGAAUCUGAUGAGCAUGGAUACGGAGGAGAUGAUCAAGGCGCAGCCUUGUGAUGCGGUGGUUCUUAUUGGAGGCUGUGAUAAGACAACUCCUGCGCAGUUGAUGGGUGGCCUAUCGGCGAACAAGCCUAUCCUGCAUCUGGUCACUGGGCCCAUGAUGCCAGGAAGCCAUAAAGGUGUAAGAAUUGGUGCUUGUACAGACUGCCGCAACAACUGGGCCGCUUACAGAGCUGGCAAGAUCGACAUUGAGGAUAUUUCGGCUAUCAAUGAUGAGCUGGCACCUACUGGAGGUACUUGUGGUGUCAUGGGCACCGCAUCGACCAUGGCUUGUAUCCUUGUCGGUCUGGGAAUGAUGCCUUUCAAAGGUGCCACGGCCCCAGCGGUCUCAUCGACGAGACUGCGCAUCGCAGAGCAGACCGGAGGUCUUGCUGUAGCCCUCCAUAAGAAGAAACUUAAGCCACAAGACCUCCUGACCCGCGAGUCUUUCCUCAACGCGAUCACCGUAUUGCAGGCCAUCGGCGGGUCGACCAACGCCAUCGUACACAUGAUGGCCAUCAUAGGCCGGCACCCUGCAGUAGCCGGCACGAUCACGCUGGACACGUUUGAUGAAAUCGGGAGAAAGACCCCACUGUUGGUCGACCUGAAGCCUAGCGGACAGAAUUACAUGGACGACUUCCACAACUCUGGCGGCAUGCUGGCGCUCUUGCAUGAGCUCAAGCCCCUUUUGCAUCUGAACGCCAUGACGGUGACAGGCAAGACGCUGGGGGAAGAGCUGGAGAGCACGCCAUUCACCCCUAUUCCCCGUGACAGCUUGGUCAAUUGUCUCCAACCUUUCAACGAUCCUCUUUUCCCAGCUUCAGCUCUAGCCGUGCUCCGUGGCAAUAUAGCCCCAGGCGGAGCUGUAACGAAGCAGAGUGCAUCAAAAUACCGCCAUUUACUGAAACAUUCCGGCCCAGCAGUGGUUUUUGCUGGCUCUGCGGACAUGGCCCUUCGGAUCGACGACCCGGAUCUCGAGGUGACGCCCGACAGCGUGCUCGUUCUCCAAAACAUCGGGCCUGUCGGCAACCCAGGUAUGCCAGAGGCGGGGCUUAUCCCAAUCCCCCGAAAGCUAGCAUCGCAGGGAGUCGAGGAUAUGCUCCGCCUAUCUGACGGCCGCAUGAGCGGUACAGCAGGUGGCACUAUCGUUUUGCACAUUUCCCCCGAAGCUGCGGAUCCCGACUCGGUUCUCGGUAUCGUCAGGAGUGGCGAUAUCAUAACCUGCGACGUGGAACAACGCCUCAUCAAAGUCGAAAUAUCUGACGAGGAGAUCGAGAGGAGAAUUGCCGAGAAAAAGGAAGCGUUGGCCAAAGAGGAGGAGGACGGUGGCAGCAAUGCGCCUUGGGUGGCGAGGAAGAGAAUCCGCGGUUAUCGGGGACUUUACCUGCGUUCCGUCUUACAGGCCGAAGGAGGAGCUGACUUUGACUUCCUGACAGCGGAUGGUCCGUCCCAAAAGCCGUAA
Molecule: messenger RNA, 1869 nt
Organism: Colletotrichum orchidophilum
Lineage: Eukaryota; Fungi; Ascomycota; Sordariomycetes; Glomerellales; Glomerellaceae
Product: dehydratase
Exons: 3
Coding region: 1-1869 (622 amino acids)
Molecular function (GO): hydro-lyase activity
Source: RefSeq, a predicted model, not a curated record